Thermothelomyces thermophilus ATCC 42464 is the source of this 3239-nucleotide messenger RNA. RefSeq lists its product as uncharacterized. Gene Ontology annotation, molecular function: ATP binding; hexokinase activity; D-glucose binding. The transcript is spliced from 8 exons. Gene Ontology annotation, biological process: intracellular glucose homeostasis; carbohydrate metabolic process; transmembrane transport. The record is from RefSeq and is a predicted model, not a curated record. Gene Ontology annotation, cellular component: fungal-type vacuole membrane. Lineage: Eukaryota; Fungi; Ascomycota; Sordariomycetes; Sordariales; Chaetomiaceae. Bases 1 to 2982 code for a protein of 993 amino acids.
AUGGCAACGCCCUCCUUGGACGACUUUCUACGGCCGCUUGCUGUCGACCUCGAAACCGUGCUAAAACUGUCUCGCGAGCUCGAGUCUACUUUUCGUCAACUCUCUGUCGAGUCUUCGGACCAGUUCCUGCCCACGCCGAUCUCCGAAUCCGUCUUGCGCCCUGCGACAAGAGACCAAGGCCGCUUCCUCGCCAUAGACAUCCAUGUUGCCGAAGUGGUGCGCAACGGCUGUGAGACCUUGGGCCUCAGCCGCGAAGCAGAGCUCCCCAUGGGGGUGACUUUCAGCUUUCCGAUGCAGCAAAGGUCCCUUUCUGAGGCGAUUCUCAUGCCCAUGGGCAAGGGGUUUGCGAUCACGUCAGAUCUGGAUCUGGGCGGGCACCUGGCGGCCGGGUACCAGAAGCACAGAACAGCAGACAUGCCGCCCGUCAAGGUCGCAGCCAUUGCCAAUGACGCCGUGGCCACACUUGUGUCUUUUAUUUACCAAUUUCCGGCUCAGGUUAACCAGAAGGCCGCCAUGGCUCUCAUUGUUGGCACGGGUUGCAAUGCUACGCUUCCGCUACUGUUGAGCAGCUUACACGAGAGCAAACGGCCUUCUGCGAUUAGUGUUCGCCCCGGCCAGGAGGCUGCUGACGUCAAGAUCGCCGUCAAUACGGAAUGGAGCAUCAGGGGCUCGGCGCCGCCACUCCGGCAACUCGGCCUUAUCAGCAAGUGGGACACAGAGCUUGACAAUGCCGGCGAGGUGCCCGGAUUCCAACCCCUCGAGUAUAUGACGGCCGGGAGAUACUUGGGUGAACUGGCGCGCAUCGUGUUUCUUGACUACUUCCAAACCGUUCUGGGGCUGCCAGCCCAACUCCUGCCCAGCAAGUUACAUGAGAGAUUCGGCCUUUCUACCACUUUCAUGAGUCACCUCCACCCCGAAAGCACAAAGGGCCCGAUGCUUCAACAACUAGAGAGAGAGUUUGCUCCAGAAGACGCAUCGUUUCGCUGGACGACGGAGCUGGCAAACGUUCUCUACCGCAUCGCAAAGGCUAUUGAGCUACGGGCAGCCGCCAUUGUCGCCGCCUCGACUGUGGGGCUCUUGCGAUGUGCUCAAGAGCUGCCACAGCCAGGUGUUGAGAGAACCACUCUUGCUGUGGGCUACACGGGCGGUUGCAUCCAGCAUUUCCAGGACUAUCUGGGGGAUACACAGCGGUUCAUCGAUGAAAUCAUUAAUCACGAAUUCGGCCCACAACCACGGGUUCGGGUCGUCCUGACUCCCUGCCACGAUGGUGGCAUCACCGGAGCUGGUAUCUUGGUGCCCGCUGCCUUGGCAAUAGUGGCGGCCGAAACGACGCAAACCACCCACCCGGGUUCCAUGUCUGGCUCCGAGCCCACUUCCACCCCUAACCGCCUUCAACCCUCCCGACCGCGAUCCGCAGCGGAUGGGGACGACGAUGAAGGCAACAGCGGAGACAUAGAUCCCAACCAGCUGGACGUGAUGCUCUCACGUUCAGUCCAGUCCGCCGCGCCGUUGCUGGAACCCGAAUCCUUUCAGCAUAGCAUGCUCCGCAACACGCGGGCCCGAAGCCGGAGCCGGAGCCGGAGCCGGAGCCGGAGCCGCGGCCGGCGCCAGCCAAGCACAAACGGUACGGCGGUUGCUACAUGUAAACUGCCGGGAAGUGGAGCUGCGCCGGACGAGGAGACUCCCCUCCUGCAGAACACAACCACGGCGGCGCUCGAGGGGACGGCCAAGAGCGAUAACCCCUACCUUGGCGGCGUCUCGGUCACCCGCUUCUGGCUGCUCUUUCUCCAGAUCAACGCCAGCUACUUCAUCGCCUGCUUCGACAGCACCAUCAUGGCGUCGAGCCAUCCCGUCAUCACCUCGUACUUUGGGAGCAGCAACUCGGCCUCGUGGCUGUCGACCGCGUUUCUGCUGACCUCGACCAGCUUCCAGCCGGUCCUCGGCGGCUUCUCGGAUGCUGUCGGGCGGAAGGGGCCGUACGUGAUCACCAUGGCGGUGUUCCUGUUCGCGACCCUGUGGUGCGCCUUGGCGCAGAGCAUGACAAGCUUUAUCGUCGCCCGGGCGUUCUGCGGCCUUGGGGCGGGGGGCGUGAUGACGCUGGGAAGUAUCAUUGUGCCGGUGAUUGUGCUCUGUCUCAUCGUCGCCGUUCUUGUGGUCCCGAGCGAUCUCGGCCUGGGCGGGAGGGAGAAGCAGACGUUGCACGAGGCCAUGCGGACGUUCGACUUUAAGGGGUCCGUCCUCAUGUCUAGCUCCGUGACGUUCCUCAUCUUGGGCCUGUCCCCACACGCGAACUUGAUUUUCUCCAACCACAUCGGCGCCUUCCUCUCCAACGCCACGCUAUUCAACGUGCCCCUCUACUUCCAAGGCGUUCUCCUCACGAGCGCGACCACAUCGGGCUUUCGCCUGGUCGUCUCCUCGGCCGUCGCCUCGGCGGCGGGCACCGCCACCGGCUUCCUCAUCAGCUACACGCGCCGGCUCAAGUGGCCGCUCGUGCUCGGCACCUCGCUCAGCGUGGCCGGCGCCCUCUGCCUGACGUCCAUGCAGCGCGGCUGGCCCGCGCUCCUGUACAUCCUCUGCCUCCUGCCGGGCGCGGCCGGCGCCGGGUUCCAGUUCCCGGGCACCUUCAUGGCCGUGCUGGCGGCGUCGGAGCAGCGCGAGCAGGCCGUCGUGACGGGCACGCUGAUCCUGUGGCGCAGCCUGGGCCAGGUCCUCGGCGUCGCGUGCAGCUCGCUGGUGGUCCAGAACGCGCUGUGGUACUACCUCGAGGCCCUGGUCGCCCCAGGCCCGGACAAGGAAGGGGUCGUGGCCCGGGCGAGGAAGUCGGUCGAGGCAAUCCGGGACCUGCCCCUCGAGUUCCGCGAGCCGGUCGUGAGGAGCUACGAGGCGGCCCUGAGGGUCACGUUUGGGUGUUGCGCGGCGCUGGCGGUCGUUGGGUGGUUGCUCAUCUUGCCGGUGAGGUUGCCGCGGUUGGGCAAGAGGUGAAGAAGGGAAGGGGGUGUGUGGGAAGGGAGAUAUGGGUUCACACACAGUAUGCUUGGAUCGUCGCCGCCAAGAAAGAGGAAGAUAAUGGACACAGUGUUGAGGAACGACGAGCCAAUUAUCCAGGAUGGAAACCGAGAGCAAAGAAAAAGGGGCGGAACAAGCUAGGCCUGAGCCACGCAUGAAGCCUGAAGGAGAAGGAGACACGUAUGUACAUACAGCCAGCCCGGGUUCACAUCCAACUCUUUGAUUUGGUAGAU